AUGACUGUGGUGUCUGCAGUUGCUGCUGCAGAGCGUGUCAGAGCGUGUGUCAGAGCAGCGUAUAUCAGAGCGUGUGUCAGAGCGUGUGUCGGAGCGUAUAUCAGAGCGUGUAUCAGAGCGUGUGUCAGAGCGUGUGUCAGAGCGUGUGUCAGAGCAGCGUGUGUCAGAGCGUGUGUCGGAGCGUAUAUCAGAGCGUGUAUCAGAGCGUGUGUCAGAGCGUGUGUCAGAGCGUGUGUCAGAGCAGCGUGUGUCAGAGCGUGUGUCAGAGCGUGUGUCAGAGCGUAUGUCAGAGCGUGUGUCAGAGCGUAUGUCAGAGCGUGUGUCAGAGCGUGUGUCAGAGCGUGUAUCAGAGCGUGUGUCAGAGCGUGUGUCAGAGCGUGUGUCAGAGCAGCGUGUGUCAGAGCGUGUGUCAGAGCGUGUGUCAGAGCGUGUGUCAGAGCGUAUGUCAGAGCGUGUGUCAGAGCGUAUGUCAGAGCGUGUGUCAGAGCGUAUGUCGCACUUCAGACUGUUCUUAUGCUGACUUUGACCAAAUUUAAACGACUCAGGACAACAUGUAAAGAGAAUGACUCACAAUCAAGUGAUGAAACGCGAGACGGAGAAGAUGUAAGUGAAGAUAUAGAAGAUGACCCAGAAGACGAGGAAAGAGAAGAUGACAGAGAUGACGAUGGAGUUGAGGAAUUCUGA
This is a messenger RNA of Bolinopsis microptera, 684 nucleotides long. Its product is annotated as keratin-associated protein 5-1-like. The record is from RefSeq and is a predicted model, not a curated record. The transcript is spliced from 6 exons. The coding region runs from base 1 to 684 and encodes 227 amino acids. Lineage: Eukaryota; Metazoa; Ctenophora; Tentaculata; Lobata; Bolinopsidae.